AAUAUCUCUCUGCUCCUAUCGCGACCACGAAGCAGCAGGAAUAGGGAGGAGGGAGGGAGUUCCACCCAGUCGGUGGCCAUGGCACGCCCAGAUCCGCCCUCCUUUGGCCGUCGUCGUCAAUCUCCUCUGCUCCUAGCGCCGGCGGCGCUCACCCCUAACCGGCGACGCCCGGCGGCGGAUUCCCCAAAUCGACCUCCGGCGGCCGUCUUCACCCCAGCGGCCAUCCAUCUCUCUCACGGGUCCACCCUAGCGCCGCCGCCGCGCGACCGCCGACAGCUCAUCCCCUCCGCGCCUUGCGCGCACGGACGCCACCGCCGUCCCCGUUCUACCCCGCCGCGCCGCCCCUGCUGCCUCCGCCCCGGCCGUCGGUGCGGCCGUCGAGAUCCGCCGCCCCUGGCCGGCAUCAGACAGGAUGGACCUCUCCGUCACACUGGCCCUGAGCUCCCCCACGGAGCACGGGGAGCAGUUGAGGCGGCGGCAGCACUCGUUAUCGGAACUGAUUUAUUCAAGAGACGACGACGCGAAACUCGAGACCACGCGUGCACGGCUGUUGGGUGUUCUCAAAAGGCAUGAAGAUCUGAAAGAGCGUCUCUCGCGGCUACAGAUGAGGACAUCUAUGUUUGGCACAACAAGUAGAGAUUGAUGACUCUGGUUGCUUUUGCUGAAGCCGUACCCUUGCUCAGCUGCUAUAACAGAAGAAAAAUGUGUUGCAUGGUCAGCUGUAGAUGUUGAAUGAUGGCAAGGAAAUCCUUCCCCAAGCAUUGUGCUUUAAGCAGCUCAUCAGGGUUAAGGGUUAAUUGGACCCUCAGAAAUUCACCAUGCGAAUUAAUAGGAAGACCCAUAUAGCCGCCACUGUACAAGUUGGUGCAUGGAGAUACACGGAGUGUAGCUUGUGCAUUUGUCCCAUGGCCAGAAAUCGCUUCCAGAGUUGGGACAGAUUUUUGUAGAUGAUGUCGGUCCAGCAAACAUACAUAUCCGAAGUUGUUUAUCUAACGACCAAAACAGUUCUUUAGCUAUGUGAAUUGUUUUUUUUCCCACCUGAUAAUCCAUAAUUAUGAGUUUGCCUA
Hordeum vulgare subsp. vulgare (domesticated barley) is the source of this 1067-nucleotide messenger RNA. RefSeq lists its product as uncharacterized. The record is from RefSeq and is a predicted model, not a curated record. Lineage: Eukaryota; Viridiplantae; Streptophyta; Magnoliopsida; Poales; Poaceae. Bases 413 to 643 code for a protein of 76 amino acids. The transcript is spliced from 6 exons.